UUCCUUAAACAAUUAGUUGCAAGUAUUACGUUGUAGAUUUGACGCAGACAGUUUUGGAGUAGGCUACAGACGGCGCAUUUGUCUCUGGUUGGUUCAAUGACGGUCUCUUGUCCAAUCAGUGACUACUGAUGAUUUUACACAUCAGAGAGGUUGAAAGAUUGUAAACUCUGUGCCAAACUGAUAUACCCUCGCUCUAUCCUAGCCUAUAUUUUUUGUCAAUAGGCAUACGAGUAGGCUUUUUACGUUUAGUUUUUCUGUAAAUUAAAUGAAUGUUUUAAUCCAUUCGAAUCUGCUGAGUAGCCUUCUGCUGCAAAGAGAACGUUCAAGAUUGGGGACUCUUAAAUCCGAAUGUAUUUAUUUAGCCUGUUCUCUUUGAGAUACGGUACAUAGCAGGGGAUACAUGUUUACAUUUAAUUGAUUUAUUUGACUAACAAUGCAUGAGCAGGAGGAAACCGUCGAGGGUAGUCAAUAUUGUACAUCUCUCCCAGCUCGUAAUGUUUGAUAAAUUGUGUCAACUGUCGGAAUGAGGGGACUCCGGAAGGUGCUCGCGCUAUGCUUCGCGCUACCAUGGCUCCAGCUCACCUGCGCUCAAACUCAAGAAGUGAUAUGCUCCGGCACCCAAAAUGCACUAAGCGUGACAGGAAGUUCACAGACGCAGUACACGCUAAUGAAGGAGAUGUACAGUGGCUGUGAGAUCGUCAUGGGUAACCUGGAGAUCACCAUGAUGGAACACUGGAGGGACUUCACCUUUCUUCAGUCUAUUAGAGAAGUGACGGGCUACAUCCUCAUUGCCAUUAACCAGUUCAGCCGGCUCCCGCUGGACCAGCUCCGUGUCAUAAGAGGCACCACUCUGUACGAGGAUCGCUUUGCUCUGGCUGUCCUCGUCAACUACCAAAAGGACGGCCAACACGGACUGAAGGAGCUGGGCCUCACACACCUCACAGAGAUACUGGAGGGAGGGGUGCAGAUCAUUCAGAAUAAGUUCCUGAGCUAUACCCCUCAGGUGAACUGGUUGGACAUAGUGAAGGAUGGAGACUCUGAAGUCAUCAUCAACGAGAACGGGCCUGAACAGCCGUGUGAUGAGGCAUGCGGCGGUCCAUGUUGGGGGCCCAGGAAUGACACCUGCCAGAGCUUGACGAAGACAGUGUGUGCCCCUCAGUGUAAUGGCCGCUGCUUUGGGAGGAGUCCUAGUGAAUGCUGUCAUAUGGAGUGUGCAGGAGGUUGCACCGGACCCCUGGACACCGACUGCUUUGCCUGCCGUAACUUCAACAACUCAGGCUCCUGUGUGCCCCAGUGUCCCCAGACUCUCAUCUACAACAAGCACACCUUCAAACUGGAGCCCAACCCCAGCGCCAAGUACCAGUACAGUUCCAUCUGUGUGGCCCAGUGCCCCACUAAUUUUGUGGUGGACGGGAGCUCGUGUGUGAGCAGCUGCCCUUCUUAUAAGAUGGAGAUGGAGAAGAAAGGAGUGAAGAGGUGUGAGCCCUGUGGAGGCCUCUGUCCCAAAGCUUGUCAAGGAACAGGCACAGCCUCCAGGCAGACAGUGGACUCUCAGAACAUUGACAGUUUCAUCAACUGCACCAAGAUCCAGGGUAGCCUUCACUUCCUGGUCACCGGGAUUAAAGGUGAUCCCUACAACAACAUCACAGCUUUGGACCCAGAGAAACUGAAGAUCUUCAGAACUGUGAGCGAGAUCACAGACGUUCUGAGUAUCCAGUCAUGGCCUGAGAAUCUGACUGACCUGUCGGUGUUCUCCAACUUGGGAACCAUACAAGGAAGAACCCUCUACAGGGGCUACGCCCUGCUGGUGAUGCGUAUCCCGUCACUGACCUACCUGGGGCUGCACUCACUGCAGAGUAUCAAUGACGGCGGUGUCUACAUCACAGGAAACAGGAAGCUAUGCUACCACCACACCGUCAACUGGACACGCCUCUUCAGUAGUAGCUCCCGUCCACAGCGCCACCAGAAGAACAUCGACGUCAAGGACAACCGACCCCAGAGCCAAUGUGUUGCGGAGGGGCACAUGUGUGACCCUCUGUGUUCGUCGGAGGGGUGUUGGGGUCCUGGGCCAGACCAGUGUCUAUCCUGUAAGAACUACAGCCGAGGGGGAACCUGUGUCAAUCAGUGCAGAUUUCUCACCGGAAAGGGGCGUGAGUUUACAAGUCCAAAGGGAGAGUGUAUGCCCUGUCACUCGGAGUGUGAGGUCCAGGAGGGACAGCCCACCUGCAUAGGACUGGGAGCUAAUGAGUGUGUGAUGUGUGCCAGUCUGAGGGACGGUCCUCACUGUGUUUCCUCAUGCCCUGAAGGAGUGAUGGGGGAGAAGGGGCUCAUCUUUAAAUACCCCAACCAGCAGAGACGCUGUGAGCCCUGCCACCUCAACUGCACCCAGGGUUGCUCAGGCCCAGGAAUUGGGGACUGUUUGGACUCCACCAGAUUAACUGAUGGCCAAUCCAUUACAGGAAUAGUUUUGGGAGUUUUGGCAGCAGUGAUAGUGGGCUUCUCCAUCUUUGUGAUGAGUGUUCUGUACCGCCGAGGUCUUGCCAUCCGGCGCAAGAGAGCCAUGAGGCGAUACCUGGAGAGUGGAGAGAGUUUUGAGCCUUUGGACCCUGGUGAGAAAGUGGUCAAAGUUCAUGCCAGGAUCCUGAAGGUCACUGAACUCCGUAAGAUCAAGCUACUGGGCACCGGUGUGUUCGGCUCCGUCCACAAGGGCAUUUGGAUUCCUGAGGGAGACUCAGUGAAGAUCCCCGUGGCCAUAAAGACUAUUCAUGAUCGAAUGGGGCAAAAUACCUUCCAUGAGAUCACAGAGCACAUUAUGGUGAUGGGUAGCUUGGACCACCAGUACAUCGUCAGGCUCUUAGGUGUCUGUCCAGGUGCUAGUCUCCAGCUGGUCACCCAGCUAAGCAAUCAGGGGUCCUUACUGGAGCACAUCAGGCACCACAGGGACAGCCUGGACCCACAGAGGCUGCUCAACUGGUGUGUGCAGAUUGCCAAGGGUAUGUACUAUCUGCAGGAACACAUGAUGGUCCACAGAAACCUGGCAGCCCGUAACGUGCUCCUGAAGAGUGACUACAUGGUCCAGAUCUCUGACUACGGCAUCACAGACCUGCUCUACCCCGAUGACAAAAAGUACUUCUACAAUGAGACGGCCAUUAAAUGGAUGGCUCUGGAGAGCAUCUUGUUCCGCAGAUACACACAUCAAAGUGAUGUCUGGAGCUAUGGAGUGACAGUGUGGGAGAUGAUGUCAUAUGGGGCGGAGCCCUACUCGGUGAUGCGUCCACAAGAAGUGCCAGACCUUCUGGAGAAGGGCGAGCGUCUUUCCCAGCCACCCAUCUGCACCAUAGAUGUCUACAUGGUCAUGGUCAAGUGCUGGAUGAUUGACGAGAAUGUCCGUCCCACCUUCAAGGAACUGGCCAAUGAGUUUACCAGAAUGGCCAGGGACCCGCCGAGGUACCUUGUAAUCAAGGGAAGCCCGUCAGACUCUCCCUCAGAUGUAUCUCACCAACGAAGCACAAAGCUGGAUGACAUGGAGGCGGGGCAGGAGGACCAGGAUGAGGACGGCACGCCCCCUCUCUACCGGUCACAGGCCAGGAGUCUCUCGAGACUUUCAGGAAUGGACAGUCACAGGGGUGUUCACAGCAGUCAGGCUGGAUACCUGCCUAUGACACCAGGACUGGAUAACCCUCAGAUGGUGUGGCCGUCAGCAUCCCGCUCUCGCCUCAAUUCCACCCGCACCAUGUCAGAGAGUUCUGAAGGGCGGGGCACUGUGGUGGAGCUGGAGAUGAGUGAAUACUUUUUAUUGGCUGGCAGCAUGCGGAGAAAGCGGCAUCGGGAGGACAGUGCCUACAUGUCCCAGAGGGACAGCAUGUCUGAGACCCCCUCCCCUGACACAGAGGGGGAGAAGGACCAGAGCGGAUACAUGCUCCCCGGACUGGGUGACAGCCCAGAGAGAGAGACCCUACUGUUUAGCUCCCAGGUCACCCCUCCUCACUGGAGGACGUCCAAGGUCUCCUCAUACCCAUCAGGACCCUCGGAGGACCAUGACAGUGCCUGUGAGGAAUAUGAGUACAUGAACAAACAGGCGUCCAUUAUGUAUCUCUCCCCCAGGCAGCAACCUGGACAUUCCAAAGAUGGCCCACAUCGACUGAAGAUGAACAAGAGGCAAUGCUCUUCUGUGCCGGACACAGAGUACUCAAAGUGCAUGGGGUACAGGACAUCAGCUGGGGAGAACAGGGGAGGCCAAACCAAGAAUGAAGAACACCAGGACUAUGAAUUCCCAGCUCUCAACUCUGAUUCAGACAACACAGAGCAACAGGGCUCCGGUGACAUGGAAUACAAGUACAUGGACAUUCAAAGUGUUGGACCAGACGAUCCCCCAACACGAGAUGUGCCUCACCCUGCAGCUACGCCUAAACAGCGGAUGAAAGGCGAGAGAGAGGUGGAGGAAGAGGAGGACGACGAAUACGUAGAAGAGGACGACUAUCAAUACACUAACAGGCAGCCCAAGCUGCGGCAGGAUCUGCGAGGCAGGGAGGGUCUGAGGAUGCAAGGAGAAGGAGAGGGAGAGGUGGAUGAGUAUGAGGACAUGGAUUCCCUGGCCGCCCCUGGAGCUGUGGACCCAGUGGAGUACGAGAAUGUGCAGAGAGAAGGUGAAGGCGCAGUGGGAGACAUGGGGGGUCAGCACACAGGGAUGGGGGCAUUUGUAAAAGUGCGUGCAGGGGUAGGGGAGCCUAGUGGCGGAGAUUGCUCCUUUGACAAUCCAGACUACUGGCAGAGCAGGUUGUUCCUGAAGCUUAACGCUGUGAACACGUAGGGAAGUGGACCUCCCUCACUGGCGCUGAAGAGGAUAGACGCCUCUGUAGCUCUUCCAUGCCAAUUGAAAUCAAUGAAGGACCAGGGGAGGGGAGAAAGCCAUCCAAUAUAAAAAAUGUGUGGCAUGUUUAUAACUAUAUUUUAUUUUAUGUUUUUUUUACCACGUUUUCUCCCCAAUUUCGUGGUAUCCAAUUGGUAGUUACAGUCUUGUCUCAUCGCUGCAACUGCCGUACGGACUCGGGAGAGGCGAAGGUCGAGAGCCGUGCGUCCACCGAAACACAACCCAACCAAGCCGCACUGCUUCUUGAAACAAUGCCCACUUAACCAGGAAGCCAGACUCACCAAUGUGUCGGAGGAAACACUGCACCUGUCGACCGUGUCAACAUGCACUGCACCUGGCCCUCCACAGGAGUUGCUAGUGCGCGAUGGGUCAAGGACAUCCCUGCCGACCAAACCCUCCCCUAACCCGGAUAAAGCUGGGUCAAUUGUGUGCCGCCCCAUGGGUCUCCCGGUAAAGGCCAGCUGCGACAGAGUCUGGACUCGAACCCAGAAACUCUAUGUUUGUAUCUUUUAAUGUGUCUGUUACAGGUUUACAUUUAUCAUUGUUUUUAUCCAUAAUAACAUAAGCUUUGGGAUGUUUUCUUUCUGUAUUACAAGUGGAAUGCACUGUGAGUGAGGAAGGCACUAAAUGAAAUGGCCAGAUUACAAGCUUUGUAUUUGUGUUUACUAAGAACAAGAACAAAAAUGUAUUUGUACAAUCUCCUUUUUCACUUGUAUUUUCAUGUUUUUAACGUUACCUUUUAGUGAUAUAUUUUUUUUAGCUUUUUUAAAUAAUAAAAUCUUUGAAGAAUGUACAUAAAUAACAAUUAUCAGGGGGACAUAAUUCUCAUUCAGUUUGUUAAUACUAGAUCUUUAAUUCAUUUCUAUUGUGCUGGUCUUGCUGUUUCUUCUGACAGUCCCAUUUAUUGGGGUAAGUGAGAAAUAAAGGGGCACGUUCCAUGUCAUCUUUAUUGCAGUUGGUUUGAGCAGAUUACUAGAGCUCAACACCAGAAACAACAUCCAUGCUUAAAAGCGCAGCAUGCACUCUGGUACUGAAAUCCAUGCCUCAGGCUGACCGUUUCCUCAGCUGGGAAGUGUGUGUGCACCUACUGUAAUUUUGUCCUAGCUCUCCAGUUCAGUGCUUCUUUAUUAAUUUAUCUUUUAAGAAACCAAAUCAGUUUUUACCAUAUUCGAAUAUCAAAUAAAUCAAUGUUUUCAAAUGUUUA
Messenger RNA from Oncorhynchus keta (chum salmon), 6074 nucleotides. RefSeq names its product receptor tyrosine-protein kinase erbB-3-like. The coding region runs from base 524 to 4810 and encodes 1428 amino acids. NCBI's taxonomy places the organism in Eukaryota, Metazoa, Chordata, Actinopteri, Salmoniformes, Salmonidae. Gene Ontology annotation, biological process: nervous system development; positive regulation of kinase activity; cell surface receptor protein tyrosine kinase signaling pathway. Gene Ontology annotation, cellular component: signaling receptor complex; basal plasma membrane. Gene Ontology annotation, molecular function: ATP binding; neuregulin binding; neuregulin receptor activity. The transcript has 28 exons. The record is from RefSeq and is a predicted model, not a curated record.